AAUGGCAUCCGAUCUGGAUGCGACCGUUUUGAAACGAACGCAAAAUACACUCGGAAAGUUUGUGAAACGUCCGGCACUGACCGAUAAAUUGCUGCGUAAGCCACCGUUUCGUUUUCUUCAUGACAUCGUCCAUGCGAUAAUUCGCGAGCAUGGACUGCUGGAAGGGUUGUACACGGCGGACGAACUAAACUCGGACAACAUUAAGGACCGGGACUCGAAAAUGGCGUUUCUACAGAAGCUCAUUGACGUCGUUAAACUCACAACCGACCGUGAGCUAAAAGUUCGCCCUUCGAAAAUUGUGGCCGGUUUGGAACCGGAACGUACAAACGAACUCCUGCAGGCAUUGGCAACCGCCUUGGAAAACAAACUUAACAUAAACGACCUAGUCCGUCAAUACUUAGCCGACAAUCCAAAACCAAAUGGCCCGACGAACGAUGUACCACCACCACCACCACCUGCUACUAAUGGUGACACUACCAAAGUGGAGACACGCGAGGAAACUAAGAAAGCGGGAAAGCAAGAAAAGUCGAAAGAUAAACCGAAAGAGAAGGAAACGAUUGCCGUGGAAAAACGGAAGGAGAAAAUCAGCAAAGUGAGCAAGGAAAAGGAUGUGAUAAAGAAUGGUUCAACAACUGUCCAACAGCAGGUAGAAAAUAGAUCGGAAAAGGGAAAGCCAAAACAAAAUGGCACUAAAGCUUCAACCAACGAUUCAAGCAGAAAGAAAACCGAUAAACCCAGCAAAGGAAAAGAGAAGGAAAAAACACUUAAGCGUAUUUCCUCCAUACCGGAGGAGCAAUAUCCUGUGGUCGCCGUACCGGAAAAACCGGCACCGAUUGCGAAUGGUUUGGAAACGGUGGCCAACGGAAUCGUUUCGCACGAAAAUCGUAAGCGAAAGGACUCGCUCAAGGAGUUUGGCGAACCAGUCACAUUGCCCGAUGCGAAUGGUGAAGAAAAUGCGGUACCAUCAGCCGAUGAAGACCAGGACAAGCGAAAGCAAUCCGGCAGUAACAGUAGCAGUCGACGAUCUUCGUUGAAAAAGCAAAAUAGUUUGACGCCUAGCGAAAAUAAUGCACUGUCGGAGAUGAAUCAAUUUAAUGGUUUGCAUAGUUCGCUCAGUCGACAGGACAGUAAUGGCGCGGUAGUGGGACCAGAUGCAUUCGGUAACGAGGAAGCGGUGCCGCCUGCUGAUUUGUCCAAUAGAACGGAGAUCACGGUAACAGCAGCACCAGCUGAAUCCAAAUCAUCUGCAAAACCUCCGAUGCACCGUCAGCAAUCCGUUGAAACGGUUAUGAGACCACGCACUAGCCUGAGACCGCCCAGCGUUCGACCUCCAUCGGCAAGACCGGGAGCACCGCGCCGGAAAGAGAAAAACGUCGAAGUAAUACUGCAACCGAACGAAACGCAAAAGCUGGGCGAAAUUAACGUCAAGAUGGAAGUGUUCAAUAGCGAGCUGCUGGACGAUGAUGGUGAGAAUUUAAUCGUGAUCGAAGACCCUUCAACCAUCACCGAUGAAAUCGUGUAUGGCCGGGUAACGACAGAAGCGAGUGGAGCGAACGAAGAACCGGGACGACUGCAACCUGCCGAGCAGGAAGAGCAACAGGGCCAUCUGGUGCAGCAAAUUUUGGAAACGCAGAAAGAAUUUUCCUCACACACUGGCACCAGCGACAGUGAAUUGCUACGAAAAGCAGAUAUGGAAUGGACCGCCGGACAAAGGCAAUCGUCAGCGAAGCAGAUGGAAUCGUUACGCGAAUCGAUACAGAAGCUAACACGCUCCGUUAAUCCGCUCGGGAAGCUGAUGGACUUUAUCCAGGAGGAUAUUGAUUCGAUGGAGCGGGAACUAGCGAGCUGGCAGCAAAUCUACACACAAUCGAUGGUGGAGCUAAACAAAGAGAGAAGUGCCACGGAAAACGCUAUCGAGCCGCUGAAGCAGCAGCUGCAGCAAAUUGAUGUGAAUAUCAAAGAGUACCGCGACAUGAUCGACACAACUCGGGCCAACAUUCUGCAAAAUGAGGCAAAGAUCGAACGGCUGUACAUGACGGAGAUUUAGCGAAUCGUU
Anopheles maculipalpis is the source of this 2056-nucleotide messenger RNA. RefSeq names its product TRAF3-interacting protein 1 (gene IFT54). Gene Ontology annotation, molecular function: microtubule binding. The coding region runs from base 2 to 2047 and encodes 681 amino acids. The transcript has 5 exons. Gene Ontology annotation, biological process: cilium assembly; intraciliary transport; regulation of microtubule cytoskeleton organization. The record is from RefSeq and is a predicted model, not a curated record. Gene Ontology annotation, cellular component: intraciliary transport particle B; ciliary basal body; axoneme. Lineage: Eukaryota; Metazoa; Arthropoda; Insecta; Diptera; Culicidae.